UGAUGCAACUGCUGUAAGGAAGUAUAAGAAACUGGGAAGCUCUUUUAGAGGAAGAUGGAGAACCCACUUCUUUUAUUCCCCCAACUAAACACUUCUGCUUCAAAGGAUAAAUCCUAUUACAAAGUCAUGAAAUCGACAAUUAAAGAAGAGCCGCAUAAAGCAAGCAAGGCUGGAGCUAAGCAGAAGAGAAACAGGCUGAGCCUUCUCCUGCAGAAAUCCGAAUUCCACGAAGGCGAUCAUGUCGGUAAACCUGGGAACAUGACAAAAGCAACAAGUGUGUCUCCUGAAGAAGCAGUGAAAUGGGGAGAAUCUUUUGACAAGCUCCUUUCUGAAAAAGCUGGAUUGGAUGCCUUUACGAAGUUUCUGAAAACUGAGUUCAGCGAGGAGAACAUCGAGUUCUGGAUAGCUUGCGAGGAUUACAAGAAAAGCAAAACUGCGCAUGAGCUUUUGCCAAAAGCUAAGACCAUCUACGAAACAUUCAUACAGAAAGAUGCUCCAAAAGAGGUGAAUUUGGACUUCCAAACCAAAGAAGUCACAAGUCAGAAUAUUGAACAGCCCAUCAUCACCACCUUUGAUGCAGCACAAAACACCGUCUACAGGCUGAUGGAGCAAGACAGCUACCCACGCUUCCUGAGAUCUGACCCUUAUUUAAAUUUGGUUAAGGGGAGAAAUCCCAGUCGUCCUGCCCUUCGGAGACGAUCGCGGUCUUUUACUGUCAAUGAUUUCAAGGGUGUACGACCGGAUUUUACUGUUUGGUAACAGCGAAACUCAACUCUC
Messenger RNA from Apaloderma vittatum (bar-tailed trogon), 777 nucleotides. It is a transcript of the gene RGS18, whose product is annotated as regulator of G-protein signaling 18. NCBI's taxonomy places the organism in Eukaryota, Metazoa, Chordata, Aves, Trogoniformes, Trogonidae. The transcript is spliced from 5 exons. The record is from RefSeq and is a predicted model, not a curated record. Bases 55 to 759 code for a protein of 234 amino acids.